Messenger RNA from Chlorella variabilis, 1098 nucleotides. RefSeq lists its product as hypothetical. The coding region runs from base 1 to 1098 and encodes 365 amino acids. The record is from RefSeq and is a predicted model, not a curated record. Gene Ontology annotation, cellular component: cytosol. Lineage: Eukaryota; Viridiplantae; Chlorophyta; Trebouxiophyceae; Chlorellales; Chlorellaceae. Gene Ontology annotation, molecular function: protein-folding chaperone binding. The transcript is spliced from 9 exons.
AUGGGAAAGGACUAUUAUUCCAUCCUGGGCGUGCCCAAGGGGACGUCAGAUGAAGCCACCCUCAAGAAGGCCUACCGCAAGGCCGCGAUGCAGUGGCACCCAGACAAGAACCCCGACAACCGGGAGGUGGCGGAGAAGAGGUUCAAGGAGGUGUCUGAGGCGUAUGAGGUGCUGUCAGACCCAGACAAGCGGCAGGCGUACGACCAGUUUGGGGAGGAGGGGCUCAAGGGCGGCAUGGGCGGCAUGGGCGGCGGCAUGGGCGGCGGCUUCCACCCGCGGGACGCAAACGACUUGUUUGCCGAGCUCUUCAGGAACCUGGGCAGCAAUGCCGGCAGCUUCCGCAGCAGCAGCUUUGGCGGCCGCGGCUCCGACGGCUUCGCAGACCUCUUUGGCGGCGGCAUGGGCGGCGGGAUGGGCGGCGGGAUGCCCUUUGGCGGGAUGCCAGGCAUGGGCAGCGGCGGCAUGGGCGGCAUGGGAGGCAUGCCCUUUGGCGGCAGCAACGGCUUCUCAGGCAUGAACGGGCACGGCUGCGCAGGGCAGCGGCGCCCCAAGAAGGACGCCCCCCACGAGAUGGAGCUGCAGUGCACGCUGGAGGAGCUGUACAAGGGCACUACGAGGCGCAUGAAGAUCAGCCACAAGCGGCUGGAUGCCAGCGGGGCGCAGCGGCAGGAGCAGGAGAUCCUGGAGAUCAAUGUGCGGCCCGGCUGGAAGGCGGGGACCAAGAUCACCUUCCAGGAGAAGGGUGACGAGAACCCGGGGCGCAUCGCAUCCGACAUAGUGUUUGUGCUGCAAGAGAAGCCGCACCCGCUGUUCAAGCGGGACGGCAACGAUCUUAUCUACACGCACAGGCUGCCGCUGGCCGACGCGCUGUGCGGCAGCGUGGUGCAGCUGCAGACGCUGGAUGGCCGGCCGCUGACCGUGCCGGUGCACGACCCGGUGUCGCCGCAGCAGGAGAAGGUUGUGCAGGGGGAGGGCAUGCCCGUGACCAAGCACCCCGGCCAGAGGGGCAACCUGCGUAUCAGGUUUGACGUCCUCUUCCCGCGCCAGUUGAACGAUGGGCAGAAGGCGAUGCUGCGGCAGGUGCUGCCCACCCACUAG